This is a messenger RNA of Geodia barretti, 774 nucleotides long. NCBI's taxonomy places the organism in Eukaryota, Metazoa, Porifera, Demospongiae, Tetractinellida, Geodiidae. The record is from the annotation of a GenBank genome assembly.
AUGAACCCACUGGACAAGGCUGAGAUUGGCUCGACGGGAGUUAUGGUAUCGAGGCUCGGGGUAGGCGGCGCGCCGUUCGGGUCGAUGUCUGUGGAUGUCGCUGAGCAGCGUUCAAUAGAGAGCAUCGCCAAGGGGCUGGAACUAGGGAUUUCGUAUUACGAUACUGCCCCGCUGUAUGGCGCUGGCAGAAGCGAGCGAUACUACGCGAAUGGGCUGUCGGGCGUUGAACGCGAUUCUUAUGUGCUAUCAACAAAGGUUGGGCGUGUGCUGAAUCCGGUGGACGCUGCGCCCGGCGCAGACAUUUUCCGCGACCUGCCGCAGAUGGAUGUGGUAUUCGACUUCAGCCGAGACGGUGUGCUGCGCUCGUUCGAGGAGAGCCUGAAGCGGCUGGAACUCGACCGCGUCGAUGUGCUGCUGAUACACGACCCGGACGACUUUCAUCAGCAGGUGGUAGAGGAGGCGUUCCCGGCAUUGGCAGAGUUGCGUUCGCAAGGCGUCAUCGGUGCGAUUGGGGCAGGGAUGAACUUCUGCGAGCCGCUGGCGCAGUUUGGGCGCGAGGCGGACUUCGAUUGCUUUCUGCUGGCGGGGCGCUACACGCUGCUCGAUCAUACUGGCUUGGAAGACCUGCUGCCCCUAUGCGAAGAAAAAGGGCAUGAGCAUCAUACUGGGCGGGCCGUACAACAGCGGAGUGCUGGCGUCCGAUCUUGGCGAGGGCACGACUUACUUCUACCAGAGUACGCCUCCCGAAGUGCUGGAUCUGGCGCGCAAGAUUAA